AUGCAGUUCUCUCUCACUUCCUUGCUCCUGCUGGGGAUUAGCUGUCUGGUUUCGGCCCGCUCCCUAACAAUUAACAUCCCGGUCUCCAGUCCCCUUCCCAACCCGCACGUCCUCCCCGCAACCACCCAUGCCACUCUCACUACGCUUCCCUCCGGCGGCAAAGACCACAUCCUCUCCGCCUCACUGACCCGCUCGGCUUCAUUUGUGUUCCGUGAUCUCCCAUCAUCUGGUCCAGAUUCUCAACCCGAGUCUUACUUGCUCGACAUUCGCUCCGCUGGCGAAUAUGUCUUCGCCCCCUACCGUGUCGAUGUUGCGGCUGAUGGAACUAUCCUCGGUGUCUGGGAGACCUUCCGUGGGAAUCCGUGGGACAACCUUGGUGCCGUGAAGUAUAUCGUGGAUGUUGCUGCGACAAAGCAGGACGAUGUGGUAGUUGAGGCCAAAGUCGUUGCCCGCAAGGCCUUUUACGAGGAGCGUGCUAAAUUCUCGCCAAUGAGUCUUGUCAAGAACCCUAUGAUCUUGCUUGCAAUUGUUGCAAUGGGUCUUAUGUUUGGAAUGCCCAAACUCAUGGAAAACAUGGACCCUGAACUGCGCGCUGAGUUUGAACAGCACUCUCGCGCCUCGCCCAUCAGUGGUGCCACAAAUAAUGCCAUGACCGGUGGUGGCUUCGACCUGGCCGGGUGGAUGGCAGGCACCUCUGCUCACCCCACGACCAACACAGAUGCAGCUCAGGGUGGUGCAACUGGUAGGGAUACCAGUGGCCCUGCCCGCAAACGCGGAUAG
Molecule: messenger RNA, 780 nt
Organism: Penicillium antarcticum
Lineage: Eukaryota; Fungi; Ascomycota; Eurotiomycetes; Eurotiales; Aspergillaceae
Exons: 3
Coding region: 1-780 (259 amino acids)
Cellular component (GO): EMC complex
Source: RefSeq, a predicted model, not a curated record